GACCCCGCGGGGGGCGAAGACGGCUGGACGUGGGCGCCGCUGCCUUGGCAGGCCGACGGCUUUCAGGACGACCCUGCGGAGCGCCCGCUGCCCACGGCGCCCGAGGAUCCCUUCGCCGCCUGCGGCCAGGGCUCGGCCGCGCCGUACGAGGACGCAGUCGCCGCGGUGCUCGCCGCCGCCGCCAAAGUUCUGGCAUCGAGGCUCGAGUCGAGGGAAGAAGCACGAUGA
Prorocentrum cordatum is the source of this 228-nucleotide messenger RNA. NCBI's taxonomy places the organism in Eukaryota, Dinophyceae, Prorocentrales, Prorocentraceae. The record is from the annotation of a GenBank genome assembly.